Messenger RNA from Oncorhynchus gorbuscha (pink salmon), 3274 nucleotides. Its product is annotated as SLIT-ROBO Rho GTPase-activating protein 1-like. Lineage: Eukaryota; Metazoa; Chordata; Actinopteri; Salmoniformes; Salmonidae. Bases 135 to 737 code for a protein of 200 amino acids. Gene Ontology annotation, biological process: negative regulation of cell migration. The record is from RefSeq and is a predicted model, not a curated record. The transcript is spliced from 2 exons. Gene Ontology annotation, cellular component: cytoplasm.
CGUCCACUGCAUAGUGCACUCCCAGCAGAGCCACGGGGGCCAGGUUCACACCCCUGAGAUGGGUUCUCCGGUGCUGGGUCACUCCUUCAGCCCCCCGGGAUCUGCUGCGGAGCCGCAACCACGGCCAGCUGCCCAUGGACAGCCCAGAGCGCCGGCGGCGUACCGGCCACGGCAGCCUGACCAACAUCAGCCGCCACGAGUCGCUGAAGAAGAUGGAGAGCCCGCCCAUCCGACGCUCCACUAGUUCUGGCCAGUACACAGCCGUGUUCCAGGAGCCCCACCCACACCCGCACGGUGGUGGCGGCAAGCCCCUGGACCCGGAGACCAUCGCACAGGACAUAGAGGAGACAAUGAACACGGCGCUGAACGAGCUGCGGGAGCUCGAGAGGCAGAGUUCGGCCAAGCACGCCCCCGACGUGGUGCUGGACACUCUGGAGCAGAGGCAGUCGACCGGGGGCCCCACCCCAGCUAGUUCCAGCGAGUCCCUCAGUCCCCUCCACAACAUCCUGCUGAGGGCCCAGACCGGCGAGGCCGGGGGGGCGCCGAUGCGCCGCAGCACCAGCUCCUCCAGCGACACCAUGAGCACCUUCAAGCCGAUGGUGGUGCCCCGCAUGGGGGUGCAGCUCAAGCCGCCCGCUCUGAGGCCUAAGCCCCUGGUCCUGCCCAAGACGGGCCCGACCCACCUCCCCGCCGCACCCCCUCCCCAGGACCCCCUGGACAAGUCGUGCACCAUGUGAACGCUGAACUCUGGGACAGGAGCAGAGGCCAAUGGGAGAAGAGUCUAGAUACAGUAGCAACAUGUUAUCGAUGUGUAUAGAUUCUAAUAAUAAUUAUAACAUUGUGAGGACAGUAUAAGAACAGUCCAUUGCCUGGACAUUGAUUAAAGAGAUCUGAGACAUUCAAGUAAGCAAGGAUGCUGUAUUUGUUUUCUUUGUGAGGUGGAUUUGUUUUCUUGCAGUGUCUAGAAGUUAACCAGUGUCAAGUAAGUUAACUACAUUUAUUGACAAUGACAACAUAGGGAUAUUCUCUGGUCUGCUAAACAGACUGAACUACCACAAAGAAAAGGGCAUGUUUCAGUGUGAAUAUUUUCAACAGACAAAUAGUUUGUCAAUAUCAUAUGGGAAAUACUGUAGAAUCUGCUGAAAUGCCUUGCAUCGCUAGAUAAGUCAACUUUUUCUUCAUCAUUACUAUAUACAGUAACAAAAACAAAGGCUUCCUUCGAGGUUACAGAAACUAGAGAACUACAAAAGAAUGAACGCUAAAGAAACGAAGUGGUGCACGUUUUGUUUACUACUCAGCCAGGGGGACUAUGGGAAAUGUAGUCCGUGUCGGCUGUGCCCGACUGGAGUUCGCUUCUCACUUAGAUGAAAAAUACUUAGGUUUAGAGUACUGAUCGUAUGGCCUUACUGCCACUCAGAAAUAUAAGCUGUCAAUAGUGUUCAAACCACCAAUCGAAAGCUGCUGGUAGUAUGAGUGUAGCUAACUAAUAUUUAUAGCUGAGAUUGAGACAGAGACUGACUGAAGCAGGGAGUGGAAGAGUCCAGAUAUGUGUGUGAUGAUAAGGGUACACUUAUAUAUAUAUAUAUGUAUGAAUUAUGAAAACUUGUACAAGAUUCAAGUUGUACAUGUUGAUUUCACAUGGCUUUUUUUAACACAGAAGAGUCGUUUUAAACAAGGUCUGGAGGGAGACGAGGAUACAACCACUAUGUGAAAUAUUACCCAUUAUGGAAAUUCUGUGAAAAUUGUUAUAUACCCUUAAAGACCUGUGUCGAACCUUCGUUGGCCUUAUGUUUUUAGAAUCAAGGAUCCGGUUGAGAAUGGUUUGCUGUACUAUAGACGCCCCACAAUGCAUAUGACCAAUGGUAUACACAACACACAAGAGCUUGCUUUACUGUACAACAACACACAAUGCCUGGCUUUCUCUGUCCAAAUGAAUCAUAGUUUUAGAGCAUGGAUGUUACUCUCUCUUUCUCUCCUUGUGCAAGACUCCAAAAACUUGUGGAAAGACUCACGGCAACUCUCCCAACGACGGAGUGCUGCCAGUAGCCAUGGACUAACUGACUGUUACUGUAAAAUACUACCUUGUUCAUCAUACUGCUUCUUGUGUUUCUUGUCAAUGUCAGUGUGUGAGGAGCUUUCUAUCCCAAUAGCCCCCUCUGACCAUGUAGGCUAAUCCUUGUGUUGUGGAUAGAGAGAUGGGCUGGUCCAUUACUCUGUGGGGGAGAUGUGACUGAUGUUUAGAUUCUCCAUCAGGAAUUUGUCAUUACAUGUAUGCGAUAAACCCCCUCUUGAAUGAUUUAUUUGGUCCUGGGGAAUACAUAAUCGCAUGUCACAUGAUGUGGGUGUAUGUGACAACUGACCACCGAGGGAACUGGCCUACUCAUACUGGAACUGAAUGCCCCCCUGUUUUCCAAUUCUGUGACAGCGCCCUCUAGAAGUCUGUCUGUGUAGCUGAAGAAAGAAGACUGAUAGGUGCAUGUGUGGGGAAGCAUCUGGUUAAAGAGCAAGGACAAACAAAACCAAAUUCCCAAUAAGCAAUGUUUUCCUUGAAAUACAAACUGCAACAGGUUUAUUUUUGUCUAUUGCAAAACAUUCAUGUAUAUUAAAAGUGAAUAUGAUCUGAAUUCUGGAUUUUACAACCUUUUUUUCUGAGUUCUGUAAUGUUUAUUUGUUUACGAUUUUAGUUUUGUUAGAAUUGGAUAGGAUUUUUUGAACAAAGGAUGUAGAAAUUCAAAAAUGUCUCAAGUUGCAGGUGUCCCACCCAAACCCGGAUCGUAUUCAUUCGACACCAAAUGGAAGAGAACUGACAAACGGAGGCAGUACCAAGAAGAAACACUCAUUUAGUUUUCCGUUUUGCUACAGUGUCUCCUAAUGAACAUGAGCCUGUUGUAUUCUGUGUUCUCUCUAUGCCAAUCAUACACAGUAGUGUCCUGCCUGUUGACUAACUUUGUGUCCUUGUACAUCUGUAGUAUGUACACGUGAAAGUGCCUUUGAAAAUGUUUUCGAGGAACUUUAACUAUGUUCUGUACUGUUGCAUUCUCAUUUCAGACCCUGUGUUACGAGCAGUAGGAAGCGAGAUGAAUGAAUUAAUAAUGAUGAUGCCAUUUUAGAAAAAGUUAUUAAUUAUUGAAUAAUAAAGAUACUGCUUAUACAUUGUGACAAUGCACUUUUAUGUAUAGAACUGUAUAUUUGGCAUGAAAUAUCUUAACUUUUAGAGCUAUUUGAGGGUUGUUCCUCAAGGGUUUUUCUUUCUAAUAAAGGCAAUUGUUCAGUC